Phytophthora nicotianae INRA-310 is the source of this 811-nucleotide messenger RNA. RefSeq lists its product as hypothetical. The transcript has a single exon. Lineage: Eukaryota; Oomycota; Peronosporomycetes; Peronosporales; Peronosporaceae. Bases 47 to 739 code for a protein of 230 amino acids. The record is from RefSeq and is a predicted model, not a curated record.
UACCAAGUAGCCCAGGCCACAUGAGAUUAAUGCCGACACUGUACAGAUGACGAAGAUCCGGGGAUCUCGCAACUAUAGCGACGACGAACAACGUCUUCUGCUGGAGAUCCUUUCCGAUCACAUGCCACGCAAGGCACCAGAUUGGAGCGCCGUGGCAGAGCUGUAUAAUAGUAGGAGGCGUGAGGCCUGGAAGGGAAGGACUCCCAAGAGCCUGAAGCGAAAGUUCAUGUGCUUGUGCGCCGCUGCCAGCAAACGCCCUCAUGAGUAUGAGAACGAGGUGGAGAAUCUCGCGCUGGAGGUGAAGCGAAAGAUCGCCAAAUCAGCACGAGCGCCCGAAACAGCCAUGCAUGUGACGCUGCCAUCAGCAAGAGAGCGACCCGAUUCAGAGUGCGACGGAGAGAGCGGCUUUUGCUACACUCGAAGUCGUGUCACCAGUGUGGCUGCCGAUGAUGCUGAAAGUACACUGCCUCGAUCCAGCGUCAGCCUGACGUCGCCUGAGGCUUCACGUGUGGUGCUGAGAGACCUCGACACUGCUCCAUGCAUCUGCUCACGCACCGAGACACACCACAGCCAUCGGCACAUGGAAUGUGGUGUGAUUGAGCUAUUCCUGUGGUUUCAGGAGCGGGAUAAGCAGACUGUAGAGCAGUGGAAUUGCAUCCAACGGAACCUAUUCGACGUUAAUCGCAAGCAUGACCAGCUACUAGAGAGCAUCUCAGAACUAAAAAAGCACUUAAGUUAGCUAGCUCCCCACCUCUUGUUAAUGAAUACAACGCGUCACUAGUACAGGUGUCUUCGCACAUGUUGCUACCAG